AUGACUAGUGUUCUGCUAUCGAUAUUCCUCUCGUUGACAAGCGUUUUGCCAUCACCAACAGAAGGAAUCGCAUCAGCAACACAAGGAAUCACAUCACCAACAGAAGGAAUCACAUGGCGACGCUCAGGAACAAGAACCGGCUUCCCACUUUAUAUUAUCGUCGGUUUGCCAAGAUUUGAAGGGAACAAAGUCCGUAAUCCUUAUGGUUUAACAAUCGAUAAAGCGAAACCAGUUUUUGAUGUAGCCGUCGAAGAUGUUUAUUAUCGACAUCAAUUGCUAGAGAGUGGAUCUUUUGAAGUGAUCUUUGAAGACUCUCAAUUAAGUGAUUCAAUCGGACCACAAGUUGUCAUCGAACAUUAUGUGAAUGGUACAAUUGAUGCUGUUAUGGGUUUACCAUAUGUUUUUUCAUUAGCACCAGUUGCUCGACUAUCAACUUUUUGGCAUGGCGGUGUCCCUGUCUUUACAACGACUGGGAUGACUGAGGAAUUGGGGAAUAAAAGAGAAUUCCCAUUGCUCACAAGGAUUGUUGGAAACUAUCGCUAUAUUGGGAAGCUCGUGAAUGAUUUAUUGGUUGAGAGAGAGUGGAAAAACGUGAACUUUAUGUUCGAUGAUGUGCUUGGUGUGUCGACGACUGGGGAAAGGGAUGGCGCUCGAUCGGAGUGCUAUUUUGCGUUGAACACAAUCAAGAAUGUUAUUGGAAAACAAUUGGAGUGGACCGUGAAAAUGUUCAGCGAGAGGCUGGCAACACGCGAGAAUUAUACAAUUUUGUUGAAAGAGGUGUCGAUGAAAGCGAAUAGUGAGUUUUAUAGC
This is a messenger RNA of Mesorhabditis belari, 810 nucleotides long. The record is from the annotation of a GenBank genome assembly. Lineage: Eukaryota; Metazoa; Nematoda; Chromadorea; Rhabditida; Rhabditidae.